This is a messenger RNA of Rhinichthys klamathensis goyatoka, 1500 nucleotides long. It is a transcript of the gene rgs7b, whose product is annotated as regulator of G protein signaling 7b. The record is from RefSeq and is a predicted model, not a curated record. The coding region runs from base 16 to 1398 and encodes 460 amino acids. The transcript has 17 exons. NCBI's taxonomy places the organism in Eukaryota, Metazoa, Chordata, Actinopteri, Cypriniformes, Leuciscidae. Gene Ontology annotation, biological process: regulation of G protein-coupled receptor signaling pathway; intracellular signal transduction; G protein-coupled receptor signaling pathway.
GGCUCAGGUUGAGGAAUGGCUCAGCUGGGAUCGGCUCAGACUCAGAGCACUAAUGGAGUGGCGGAUGAGUCUCCCAACAUGCUGGUGUACAGGAAAAUGGAAGAUGUCAUCGCUCGCAUGCAGGACGAAAAGAACGGGAUUCCCAUCCGGACCGUCAAGAGCUUUUUGUCCAAGAUCCCCAGUGUGUUUUCAGGCUCUGAGAUCGUCCAGUGGAUGCAGAAGAACCUGAGCAUUGAGGAUCCAGUGGAGGCUCUUCAUCUGGGAACACUGAUGGCCGCUCACGGUUAUUUCUUCCCCAUAUCGGAUCACGUCCUCAUCCUGAAGGACGACGGGACCUUCUACCGGUUUCAGACGCCGUACUUCUGGCCAUCAAACUGCUGGGAGCCGGAGAACACUGACUAUGCCGUUUACCUCUGUAAGCGAACGAUGCAGAAUAAAGCUCGUCUGGAGUUGGCCGAUUAUGAAGCUGAGAGUUUGGCGAGACUACAGAGAGCUUUUGCACGUAAAUGGGAGUUUAUAUUUAUGCAAGCAGAAGCACAAGCGAAAGUGGACAAGAAACGGGACAAAAUCGAGCGUAAGAUCCUGGACAGUCAGGAGCGGGCGUUCUGGGACGUGCACAGGCCGGUGCCUGGCUGUGUGAACACAACUGAAGCCGACAUAAAGAAAUCCUCACGGAUGAAGCAGCCGCACAAAACACGGAAGUCAGUUUACGGUUUACAGAACGACAUCCGGAGCCUCAGUCCGACUCACACACCAAUACCAGAGGUGAAGGAGCCCACAGAGGACGAGCUGCGGAACCAGAUUCAGCACUGGCACACACAGCUGGACCGACAUCGGUUAAAAAUGUCCAAAGUUGCAGAGAGUUUGCUGGGUUACUCAGAACAGUAUGUGGAGUACGACCCGUUCUUCACGACACCGGACCCGUCCAACCCCUGGAUCUCUGAUGACAUCACUUCCUGGGAGCUGGAGGCCAGUAAAGAGCCUGGGCAGCAGCGGGUGAAGCGCUGGGGAUUCGGGUUCAACGAGGUUCUGAAGGAUCCAGUCGGGAGAGAACAGUUCCUGAAGUUCCUGGAGUCUGAGUUCAGCUCGGAGAACCUGAGGUUCUGGCUGUCGGUCCAGGAGCUGAAGAAGCGGCCCAUCCGGGAGGUUCCCAGCAGAGUUCAGGAGAUCUGGGAAGAGUUCCUCGCUCCGGGAGCGCCCAGUGCCAUCAACGUCGACUCCAAGAGCUACGACAAGACCACGCAGAACGUCAAAGACCCCGGCCGAUACGCUUUCGAAGACGCUCAGGAGCACAUCUAUAAGCUCAUGAAGAGUGACUCCUACAGCCGCUUCAUCAGAUCGAGUGCCUAUCAGGAGAUGCUGCAGGCCAAGAAAAAGAAAAGCAAGAAUCUUUUCUAGGAUCUGAAUCCCAGCCGUCCCCGAUCGAGGCGCUGUAUAAUCACUCACUUCUGCUGAGGAUUAUGGGGAUUAUCUGUACAUUACUGUAUCUACGGCUCGUCA